ACCUCCAGAAGCACCAUGGCCUGCGGAUCAGGAUUCAGCAGCCGCGCCUUCAGCUGCGUGUCGGCCUGCGGGCCCCGGCCCAGCCGCUGCUGCAUCACGGCCGCCCCCUACCGCGGCGUCUCCUGCUACCGCGGACUCGCCGGCGGCUUCGGCAGCCGCAGCGUUUGUGGGGGCUUCCGCGCUGGCUCCUGCGGCCGCAGCUUCGGAUACCGCUCUGGCGGCGUGUGCGGACCCAGCCCGCCCUGCAUCACCACCGUGUCGGUCAACGAGAGCCUCCUGGCGCCCCUCAACCUGGAGAUCGACCCCAACGCGCAGUGCGUGAAGCAUGAGGAGAAGGAGCAGAUCAAGAUCCUCAACAACAGGUUUGCUGCCUUCAUCGACAAGGUGCGCUUCCUGGAGCAGCAGAACAAGCUGCUGGAGACCAAGUGGCAGCUCUACCAGAACCGCAAGUGCUGCGACAGCAACCUGGAGCCUCUGUUCAGUGGCUACAUCGAGACGCUGCGGCGGGAGGCGGAGUGCGUGGAGGCCGACAGCGGGAGGUUGGCCUCGGAGCUCAACCACGUGCAGGAGGUGCUGGAGGGCUACAAGAAGAGGUAUGAGGAGGAAGUUUCUCUGAGAGCAACAGCCGAGAAUGAGUUUGUGGCUCUGAAGAAGGACGUGGACUGCGCCUACCUCCGCAAGUCGGACCUGGAGGCCAAUGUGGAGGCGCUGACCCAGGAGAUCGACUUCCUACGGCGACUGUAUGAGGAGGAGAUCCGUGUCCUUCAAGCCCACAUCUCAGACACUUCGGUCAUCGUCAAGAUGGACAACAGCCGGGAACUGAACAUGGACAACAUCCUGGCCGAGAUCAAGGCUCAGUACGAUGACAUCGCCAACCGCAGCCGGGCUGAGGCGGAGUCCUGGUACCGCAGCAAGUGUGAGGAGAUAAAGGCCACAGUGGUCCGGCACGGAGAGACCCUGCGUCGCACCAAGGAGGAGAUCAACGAGCUGAACCGCCUGAUCCAGAGGCUUACCGCCGAGAUCGAGAAUGCCAAGAGCCAGAACUCCAAGCUGGAGGUGGCUGUGAGCCAGGCUGAGCAGCAGGGCGAGGCGGCCCUCAGCGACGCCAAGUGCAAGCUGGCCGGGCUGGAGGAGGCCCUGCAGAAGGCCAAGCAGGACAUGGCCUGCCUGCUCAGGGAGUACCAGGAGGUGAUGAAUGCCAAGCUGGGCCUGGACAUCGAGAUCGCCACCUACAGGCGCCUGCUGGAGGGCGAGGAGCAGAGGCUGUGUGAAGGCGUUGGGGCUGUGAAUGUCUCUGUCAGCAGCUCCCGGGGCGGGGUCGUCUGCGGGGACCUCUGCGUGUCGGGCUCCCGGCCUGUGACGGGCAGCGUCUGCAGCGCCCCCUGCACCGGGAACCUGGCGGUGAGCACCGGCCUGUGCGCCCCCUGCGCGCCCUGCAACUCCAUCACGUCCUGUGGCCUGGGCACCGGCGGCGUGGGCUCCUGCGGCAUCAGCUCCUGCGGCGUGGGCUCCUACGCCAGCAGCUGCCGUAAAUGUUAGCCGCCCCAGCUCAAACCCCCGGCCCAGGCAUCUCCCCUACGCAGCCUGGCCCGGCCCGCCCCGCCUGGUCCAGCCCCGCCCAUGCCCGGGCGGAGCAGGCACUCCGCUACUUCCCUCGCGCUUUGAAAGGCCCGCCCCACUCCUGGCCUCUCACGUCUACUUGCGAUCCCCUUUUCCUCCGUCUGCCUCUUUCUGCUGGGAAGGGCUACCCCAGAAAGAAGUCCCUUUGGCGCACGCAGGAAGGGAGCUGCGGCGCAGAGAGGACCAGGCUGCCGUGCAGAGAGGACCAGGCUGCCGUGGGGCCAAUAGCCAGAAACCCCCAGCCUUUUCCUUUCCUCGUCUGCCGUGUCCGUCUCUGUCUGUUUCCAAUAAAUCAAUGUAGCCAACCCUG
This is a messenger RNA of Equus quagga, 1930 nucleotides long. RefSeq names its product keratin, type II cuticular Hb1. The record is from RefSeq and is a predicted model, not a curated record. Gene Ontology annotation, cellular component: keratin filament. Gene Ontology annotation, molecular function: structural constituent of skin epidermis. NCBI's taxonomy places the organism in Eukaryota, Metazoa, Chordata, Mammalia, Perissodactyla, Equidae. The coding region runs from base 16 to 1539 and encodes 507 amino acids. Gene Ontology annotation, biological process: intermediate filament organization; keratinization. The transcript has 9 exons.